AUGGCUUCUGUUUGUGCUUCUUCUGCCAUUUCUGCUGUUUCCAUCUCUUCUUCCAGUUCCCAGAAGACUAGAUCCCUCGCUGGGUCAACAAAGGCUUCUUUUCUUAGUGGGAAGAAAUUGAGACUGAAAAAGUACACAUCACCAACUGCAGCUCGAUCAGUUACAGUUUGUGUUGCAGCUGACCCUAAUAGACCCCUCUGGUUCCCAGGCAGCACCCCUCCUCCAUGGCUUGAUGGCAGCCUCCCUGGAGACUUUGGUUUUGAUCCUCUUGGCCUUGGAUCUGAUCCUGAAACUCUAAGAUGGAAUGUGCAAUCGGAACUUGUUCACUGCAGAUGGGCCAUGUUAGGUGCUGCUGGUAUUUUCAUCCCGGAAUUCCUUACAAAGAUUGGCAUCCUAAACACCCCAUCAUGGUACACUGCUGGGGAACAAGAAUACUUCACCGACACCACCACACUCUUCGUUGUUGAGAUGAUCUUUAUUGGCUGGGCCGAGGGAAGAAGAUGGGCAGAUAUUCUCAAGCCAGGCUGUGUCAACACUGAUCCUAUCUUCCCUAACAACAAGCUCACUGGUACUGAUGUUGGUUACCCAGGUGGGCUAUGGUUUGACCCACUUGGAUGGGGAAGUGGUUCUCCUGAGAAGGUCAAGGAAUUGAGGACGAAGGAGAUCAAGAAUGGAAGACUAGCUAUGCUGGCUGUGAUGGGUGCUUGGUUCCAACACAUUUACACUGGCACUGGUCCGAUCGACAACCUCUUUGCUCACCUUGCAGAUCCUGGUCAUGCCACCGUUUUUGCUGUAAGUGCACCCCUAACAAUUUAA
This is a messenger RNA of Dovyalis caffra, 816 nucleotides long. The record is from the annotation of a GenBank genome assembly. NCBI's taxonomy places the organism in Eukaryota, Viridiplantae, Streptophyta, Magnoliopsida, Malpighiales, Salicaceae.